Molecule: messenger RNA, 1539 nt
Organism: Caenorhabditis remanei
Lineage: Eukaryota; Metazoa; Nematoda; Chromadorea; Rhabditida; Rhabditidae
Exons: 9
Coding region: 1-1539 (512 amino acids)
Biological process (GO): protein dephosphorylation
Molecular function (GO): protein tyrosine phosphatase activity
Source: RefSeq, a predicted model, not a curated record
AUGAGCGACGAAAAGAAAAGUUCAGCUAGAAAGAACAACUCUGUUUUCCAAAGAGUCAAGAAGACGUUACGCCAAAGAAGUCGUGAAAGUAACCAAUCGAAGAGAAAAUCGACUUCGAAGGCUUCUGAACGAUCGAAAAAAGAUUUUCCAAGAUUUCUCAAAGGAAAGAUUGGAAAUAGGAAGAAAUCAUCGGAUCGAACUAAAAGUAUUUGUAGUCGUGGAUCUAGAACUAAUUCGAAAGACUGCAAUACAAGUAGAAGCAGUCAUUCACGGGAAGCAGAAUCAAGAAGUCGGGUGGAAUUGAUUCCGAGAUCAAUUGAUUUGGAAGAAGAUGUUGAUCAUUUGGUUGGAACUCCCGAUUUAUUAUAUGAGAUAAAGAAAGAGGAGACAAAAGAAUUUGAUGAAAAGAAAGAUGUGGAAGUUAAAGAUAAAAAAGAGGAAAAGAAAAUUGAGAGGAAAGAAGAAAAGAAAGAAGAAAAGAAAGAAGAUAAAAAGGAUGGAUCCAAGGAAGAUUUUAAGACAAAAGCACGGAAAAAAUCAGAUGAAAAAGUCGACUUUUCAAAAAUAGAAAAACCAAAAACAAGAUCUUGGUUGGGAAUGGAACCAGCAAUGCGAUUUUUCCACAAACACAACGAUAUUCUGAAGAUCAGAGAAGAGUAUAAUUUUCUCGAUUCUCUUACUUAUAACAAAACAACGGACGCUUUUGAUGCAAACAAACAGAGAAACCGUCACGGGUGUCCAAAAAUAUACGAUGAGAACCGUGUGAAAUUAAAUCGACCUGGUCAUGAAGAUGUGAAUUACAUAAAUGCCAGUUACAUAAAUCUGAAAUCUUUCAGUCACAAGUUGGUCGUAGCUCAACUUCCACAGUUUGAGAACGAGAGUUUUGUUGAGGAUUUCUGGCAAAUGAUAUAUCAAGAACAGAUAACUCUCAUUUACCUGUUGGUUCCUGAGAAAGCACUCAAAAAUACUCCAACAUCUCUGUUCAAAGAAGAGCAUGGCGCAUAUCAAUACGUGGGAAAAAUGUUUAUUAACAACCGAAGAGCAGAAGUAUCCGGAGAUCCAAAAGAAUACACAAUUGAAGUCCUGCUGGAGGGAAACUCAGAUUCUGUUAUUUGUCAAUUGAAUCAUCAUGCCACUUGGGAACACUUACAACAGGCACCGAAGACGCGUCCAAUUAUCAAAAUGAUCCACCAAUUUCUGACGGAGAAACAGAUUCAAAAUGCAAAUGUUUGUGUUGUAAGUGUCUUUGGAUGUGGUCGAGCAUGCAGUUUUAUUGGAGCUCUUUAUGCAAUUAGUCAAUUAAAUCAUGGUAUCGAACCAUCUAUUUGUGAAAUAAUGAAAGACAUCAAACAACAUCGUCCAAGUGCCACUGAAUCAUUCGCCCAAUAUGCAGGAAUUUAUGCAAUUGUGCUCGAUUACAUUGCGCGUAAACGUGGAAGUAAAAGAGAUCCAAUCAACAAAGAAAUCAAUGAUUUUAUUGAUAUUCUGACGGAUAUUUCACCGGCUGUUUCCCCUACAAAAGAGAAAUCUUUGCAUUGA